Messenger RNA from Exophiala spinifera, 2850 nucleotides. RefSeq lists its product as uncharacterized. The record is from RefSeq and is a predicted model, not a curated record. Lineage: Eukaryota; Fungi; Ascomycota; Eurotiomycetes; Chaetothyriales; Herpotrichiellaceae. The transcript has 5 exons. Gene Ontology annotation, biological process: positive regulation of GTPase activity; Ras protein signal transduction. Gene Ontology annotation, molecular function: GTP binding; GTPase activity; guanyl-nucleotide exchange factor activity. Gene Ontology annotation, cellular component: plasma membrane. The coding region runs from base 1 to 2850 and encodes 949 amino acids.
AUGGAUAACAGAUCCACCAGGUAUCGCUCACCAGAGGCAAAAUCAGCGGUACCUCCCACAAGGAACCGCGACCGCCACAACUCUGCUCCUACUUCUGAUCGACGCAAAGAUCAGCACUCCCGUCAUGUUCCUUCAGCAAAGUCUAUUUCAGAUGGCACCCAACGGACUCACAAACCAUCUCCUCGCCAGGAUUCUUUGAUGUCUCCCGACAAAAGAGCUACCGCGCGACACGCAGAUCAGCGGCCAGCUAACGAUCAUUCCUCACAAUCUAAUCUUGCUUCCCAGUUGGGUCACUCGUCAACCUUGUCAUUCAACUUUCUGGUCCUAGGUGCUGAAAAGUGCGGUAAAAGCGCCUUCAUCAAGACCGCUAUUGACCAAGAAGGCUCCCGGACUUCAACUCAAGUGACCAUUAAGGACCAGUCAUACCAUAUUCGGUUCAUCGAGCUCUCUCUUGACGAUGUCGACUUCAGUAGUGAGAGGAGAAUCGAAUGGCCCACCUCCGUGAAUGGUGCUCCUUUUCCAGAAGUCCACGGCGUCUUCUGUCUCUACAGUGUGUCCGACAAGGAGAGCGUUGCCGAUGUGCCUACAGCUCUGACUUCCAUGACAAAGACAGGUCUGCCAUGUAUGCUGGUGGCUUCUAAAAGUGAUACAAAGCAGGAAUCGCGCCAGAUCAACCCUCUUUUCCUUGAGCAAGUUAAGCGCAAUCUCGCCAGCGUUGCUAUUGCCGAAGUGUCUCUAAAGACACCCCAAAGCAUCAAACUCUGUUUUCUGAACAUGCUGAACCGGGUCAUUGGUUCUCCCCGUGCCCCUGCACGGACAAGCAAGCCACAAACUGUUUCGAGCCAGUCUACCACUCAACGUACCGGAUUAAGAGAUUCUUCCCCCAAGAAGCCUCGUAGCCGAAGUCGUUCCAAAACUCGAUUGCAAACCUCCAAGUCGAAGGAGUUCCUUUUAAAUAUGUCUGUCCGAGCAGCUGUGAUCGAAUCAGCCAAUGAAGAUAUUGAAUCGUCAUCGGCAGAAGAAGUGACGUCUCCCACCCGCAAGACCAAACUCCAACUCGAUACUGCAGCAGCAUCCAAGCCUCAACGUCGGCGCCAAGAACCUCACACACCAGUGUCUUCUGGAGAGUGGACGAACAAACUCAUGUCCCCAGAGCAAACAACCACAGCCACCGUUCCUGAAACUCCAGAAUCAUACUAUGUCAAGUCGAUGCUGCGUCCUGCCUCUCCAGAUCAUGUCGAGAGCAAAGCUUACCGAACCUUCCUAAAUAUGGAUGAAGAGUCCAACGAGAUGCCAUCGCGGGGCGAUGUUGACCAGUUGGGCCCUCCGUUGAACGCCAACAAACCUGACGACAGCAGCAAACAGGAGCUUGGGGUCCCUUUCAAGGAGCUGGUGGAAAAGCUACUAAUCUUGCCCGCCAACAAGACUGAUUCGAAGUUUGUUCCCUCUUUCCUAUGUCUAUACCGUGCAUUUGCAACGCCAAAGCAGCUCCUCGUCGCUAUUAUCGACCAAUUCGUGGCCAUUGAGAAAAGCAACAUGGUUCACUUUUCGAAGGUCGCCGAGAUGCUCCGGUAUUUGCAGGUACUCGCUCAAUGGACUGCCACGUAUCCCGGCGAUUUUGCACAAGGUCCUGCUCGCGACAAGGCUAUUCCUUUUGUGCAGACCAUUGAGAAAAGUAAAGUGUUUGCACCUGCCGCCAGAGAAAUCAGCAAUAAUCUGGACACUCUGGUUCCUGACGAUGAUGCCGAUUGGGCAUACACCGAUCCGCCAAAGAAGACUCCCUCCUCAUCAGCAACCUCCUUGCCGUUACUUAACGUAGAUGGAACCAAAGCAGACCGAAAGUCCCCGCACGAUUCCGAUAGCGACGAUGAUAACAAUGAUUCCCCUGCCCCUUCAAACACUCCAUCAACAUCAUCCAGUAUGACUAGACCAUACAAUACUUCCAGUCAAUCAGCAUCCAACGUGGUCCAAUUGGAAAAUGCCAAGUUGCAGGCUGAUCAUCUCAAGAAGUCUAUCCCGCAUAUCCGCCUGGGCAAGCUCCAAUGGCAUCAAUUUAUGGAGAUACCGGUCGAGGAACUGGCUAGGGAGAUUACUCGAAUCGACUGGACCAUGUACUCCGCAAUCAGACCUCGCGACUUUGUGCGACAUGUUUCACUUUCAGCGGAGCAAAAGAGACGGUAUCGAGGGACCGACAACAUUAGCGCCAUGGUGAAGCACUUUAAUCAUCUGGCGUUGUUUGUCUCCGGCAUGAUAUUGCUUCGAGACAAACCCAAACACCGAGCAAAGGCACUUGAAAAAUUCAUGGAGCUAGCCUGGAAAGUUAGACAACUGAACAAUUACAAUUCACUGGGUGCGAUUGUCGCAGGUAUCACUGGUCACGAAAUUGCCCGAUUGAAUUCGACUCGGGAAUUGGUAUCUCCCGAAAGUCUGAAAUCAUUCAUGAGGUUGACUAUUCUUAUGGGCUUAUCACGCUCUCACGCUGCAUACCGAAUGGCUUGGGAAAAUUCCUUUGCGGAGCGCAUUCCAUUUUUGCCUCUUAUACGACAAGACCUUACCAUGGCUGCCUCGGCCAAUCCGACAUUCAUUGGUGACAACGUAAACUGGAAAAAAUUUGAGAUCAUGGGAGAGGUCAUUGUUGGCAUCCAAAAAAGUCUCGAGACCCCGUAUUCUUUCCCGCCUAAAACUGUUAGAACAGAAGAGACGGUCAAGCUACUUUUGGAAACCAGGAUAGUAGAUGAACCAGAGGAUUCAGCAGACCCACGAAGCGAACUAUAUGAUCGAAGUAUACAAGUUGAACCUCAACACACUGGAGCGGAUCCUAGAAAAAAGUUUGACUGGUUACGGCGUUGA